Molecule: messenger RNA, 2701 nt
Organism: Triticum urartu
Lineage: Eukaryota; Viridiplantae; Streptophyta; Magnoliopsida; Poales; Poaceae
Product: TBC domain-containing protein C1952.17c
Biological process (GO): activation of GTPase activity
Molecular function (GO): GTPase activator activity
Source: RefSeq, a predicted model, not a curated record
CAGUCCGAGACGUUUUCUCCCUCCCUCCCUCGCUCGCUUUCCCCCUGUCAGCUCCCUCCCCUUUCCCAUCAUCCUCGGGCGGGCGGUCAGGCCAAGAAGGUCUCCUCCCUCCCUCCCUCCGCCCUCCUCGAUCCGAAUUCCCGGCCCCUCCCCGCUCGAUCCCCGCCCCCGCCCCGGCCCUCCCCUCGCCGCGGGGCGCUCGCUCGGAGGGCUGGGGGUGCAGCCGGAGCCGAGGUGGGCGGCAAUGCCGGAGCCACCGGCGGGCCAGCGCUUCUCGGGCCUCCGCGGCGCGCGGUGGCGCGCCGAUCUAGGCGUCCUGCCCGGCUCCCCCGACGUCCCCACCACCGAGCUCCGCCGCGCCGCCGCCGACUCCCGCCGCAGAUACGCUAAUUUGCGGCGGCGGCUGCUGAUAGAUCCCCAUCUCUCCAAGGACGAAGACGGUGCUCCUAAUCUUGUUGUGGAGAACCCACUGUCACAGAACCCAGAAAGCACUUGGGGUCAAUAUUUCAGGAAUGCAGAACUAGAGAAAAUGCUGAACCAAGACCUGUCCCGACUCUAUCCUGAAUUGGGAGAAUUUUUCCAAACAACCACAUGUCAGUCCAUGCUUGAACGCAUACUGCUAGUAUGGAGCCUUAGAUACCCAGAGUUUGGAUAUAAACAAGGAAUGCAUGAACUCCUAGCUCCUCUGUUCUAUGUCCUUCACAUUGAUGUGCAGCACUUUAAACAAGUUAAGGAGCUUCAUGAAGAGCUUCUUGGUGACGAUUUUGAUGGCCAGACAUUUCCAGAUAGGUUUUUGCUGAACAGGAGUGACAGGGCUAACAAUUCUGAGGGUGGUGCAGCUAAAAUUAGAAGUUUGGACGAGCUUGAUGCUGAUACUAGGGACCUCCUCUUGAUAAAUGAUGCAUAUGGAGCAGAGGGUGAGCUAGGUAUCAUUUUAUCUGAAAAGUUCAUGGAGCAUGAUGCCUAUUGUAUGUUUGAGAAUUUGAUGAACGGGUUGAUGAAUGGUGCACAAGGUGUGGUUGCUAUUACCGAUUUCUAUUCUCUCAGUCCUGCAUCAGAAUCAAGCAUGGGUUUAACACCUGUAAGGGAGGCAUCAGCUGCCAUAUAUCACUUGCUUGCUAGUGUGGAUUCCUCUCUUCACAGUCAUCUUGUGGAGUUGGGAGUAGAACCUCAGUACUUUGCACUCCGAUGGCUUCGAGUCCUAUUUGGUCGUGAAUUUACACUCGACAAUCUUCUGUUUAUUUGGGAUGAAAUCUUCUCUUCUCCAAACCAUUCAUAUUGUACAGACAUAAAAAAUCGGGGAGACUAUCAGUUUAAGGUUUUAUGUUCUCCCCGUGGUGCCCUGAUUUUGUCAAUGGCAGUCUCAAUGAUGCUUCAUCUCAGAUCCUCCUUGCUGGGAAGUGAGCAUGCGACUUCUUGCCUGGUGAGAUUAUUAAAUUUUCCUCAAGAUAUUGACUUGAAGAACUUGAUUGAGAAGGCCAAGUUAUUGCAGUCGUUAGCUCUAGAAGCAAAUCUUCCGUUGUCUCCCCUGACAGGAAAAUCUCCCUUGACUCCACCCAAUUAUUGGGAAGAGACAUGGAAGAUGCUUCAGAUGUCAGGAGACAAACGAAGUGGUGGUUCAACUGUUAGGAUAAAAGGAAGGGGAUUUUUAAGAAGAAGCGUGUCCAACACCGAAUCAAAUGUUUCUAGAACAAAGGGUGCCAAUGUUGAUAACAGCAAUUCGACUUCAACUAGCCAGCCUGAGCCUAUUGUUGAUGAACUGAACACCACUGAUAUAGUUCCUGUCAAAUUGAUAAACAGUUUACCAACCAUGCCUAUAGUACACCAAAAGGAUUGUGUUGGUCAAGGUACUGCAGAGAUCGUUAGAAGUACCUCAAACAGUCUAUGUGAGGCAGGCCCGCAUGAUGGUUACCAUACAACUUCUGCCAAAAUUAGAGAUCGUAUUGAUGGAGCUCGUGAGUAUUUAUCAAGGAAUAGGCCUCCAUCCUUUCGGCGUCGUACUGAUCAUGACCAUGAUACCCGUCAUGAGGAAGAACCAUGUGUUUCCCAUGGCGCCAAGGUGGUUAAUGAGCCAGAUACACUGUCUGUGCAUAAUGAUAAGACUGAUGAACCCUGUCAGGGUGAUGGUAAGACUGAUGAAGCAGCAAUUACAGAUCGAACAUUUGAAUCGGUGGAUUAUCAACCAAAUCAAGAGCAUAGCAUAUGUUCUGACGUAGGCCCAAGUUUGAAGGUGGCUGAUAAGGAGUUGGUCGGAACAUUAAGGUCUUUUGGCGAAUCGAUGGUUGAAAAUAUUCAGGUUAUUGAACUACACUUUCGACCAAAUUUACCCACGGCAUCAGUGCAAAAUGGUCCCGGAAGCACAGAGCAAGCCAAGGCGCUUGUAGCCCUCGAGGAACUCAAGAAGAUCAGUGAUCUUUUAUGUCGUGUUUAACUAGUACAACGUCUAUCUGCUCUGGAUCUUAACUAGUACAGUAUAACUAUCUCUUUUGUACACAUUUAACUUUCAUUUGACAAGACCUCCAAAUCAAUUGUCUAGUGAUGCAGAAUACAUCUUUUCUAAGUAGUGUGUACAUGAUCCAGUAACCUGAUUAAAAACAUAAUUGUAUAGUUGAUCAAAUCUUGGCUGGCUGUAAAUAAUGGCUGUACAUUUGAUCAAAUCUUGGCUGGCUGUAAAUAAGUGGAGCUACAAUCAUUUUCUCUA